AUUGAAACUGAUUUUACAUAUGUUGAAAAAUAUUUUCAAAAUUUAAAAUUUAAAAUUAACAAAAAAGGUAAAUUGGAAGAGUAUCACUUAUUGUAUAGAAUGAUUAAUAUUUUUUAUUUUUUUUACUGUCUUCAAUAUAAUAAACUUGUUAAUAAACGUGUUUAUACAUGGUGUUUUGUUACGCAUUUAUAGAUAUUUUAUUAGCAAAUUUUUCAAUUUGCAAUUCUAAUUUUGGUUGUAAUUUUCUGGUCAAUCGAUAUAACUGAGUUUUGAAGUGGAUUUUUUAAUAACGUUUCUAAAACCGGUUCCAAAGACCGUCAGACAGAGGCAAGUCAGAAUGUUCAGAGUUCAGAGUCACAGCGGGCAGUCUUCCAUCGACCGCGAGGAGGCGUGCAUCGAGUCGACGUCGUUGUGACACGUUGUACGAAUUCCUAAAGAGAGAUAAACUAGAAGAAACUAACAAUGUUGUGUUCUUGUUGCGUGGCGAUGAUCGCCAUUCUCUACAUGUUAUUCGAUGUAAACUACUUUCUGAGAAUUAUCUUUACUAUUGUUUGGGGAAGACUUUUCGAAAAGAAGAAGAAGCUCUUCGACACGACAACGAUUUACGGGAUCUGUAGCACUCAGGACGUUGACCUGGUCUUGAAGCACAUGAAUAACGCGCGGUACUUGCGUGAGUUGGAUUUUGCGCGAUUUUAUUUUUACGACAACUCGGGAAUUUAUGCCGCGAUCUCAAAAAGAGGCGGCGGUGCCGUUCAAGGUGCAUCCACUAUACGAUAUCGUCGUGCGAUCCCUAUCUUUAUGCCGUACAAGGUCACGACAAAACUCAUUUACUGGGAGGACAAGCACUUUUAUGUAGAACAGCAAUUCAUUAGUAUCACGGACAAUUUUAUUCGCGCCGUUGUACUGAGCAGACAAACAAUAACUGGAUUGAAGGUUCCGGUAGAGGAGAUAAUUGCUGAAAUCGAACCGGAAGCACGUAGGCCGGAACCCACUAAAGAACUUCAGUUGUGGCUUGACUCUAUGGAAGAAUCGUCUCAAAAUCUGAAGAAACAGAAGUGAAAGAAUUUUUUUAGUGCGUUUGUUUGACAUGUUAUUUAUUUAAUUUUCUCUUAGAAUGGUUUUUUAUUUUAUGGUUGAGUCGUUGUUAUAAUUGUAUAAUUUUAUUUGUAGUCUCAUGAAAAUUGUAUCUGGUUCUUUUAUCAUUAGAAGUAAAUUAGAUUUACUUGAAAUACAUAUAUAUAUAUAUAUAUAUAUAUAUAUAUAUAUACGUAUAUAUAUGUAUUUUUGAUGAUAUGAUAACGUUUGAGGCUCUUUUUGAGUAAAAUUAUUUUUAUUGUGUACUUUAGUCUUAAUUGAGAUACAAUGUUAAAUAGAAUUUUAUUUAAACUUAUAUAUUGUAAAAUAUUGUAAGACUUUAUUGCUCUACAGUUAGUGAGGGUUUUAUUUAAAAUUGUAGUAAAUUUCACUAAAAAUAUUAUUCUUAGUGCGCUUGUAAUCUUAUGAACGCAACUAUAGUUUGCGUAAUUACAAGGCAUGUUUGUAAAGUUCCUUAAGUCUCAUCAUAUUGCUGAUAAAAUAUGGAUAAACUUUUAACGUUUAGUUAUAUAAAUAAGGGUCUACAAUCGCAUUUGUUAUUUAAAUUGACUUUGCCAAUAAAUUAUUGUAAUUUUUGCACUUGCAUAUUACGAAACAGGUGUUUGAUUAUUUAUUUAUGAUUAAUUAUAUAUUUAUUAUUAAA
Molecule: messenger RNA, 1738 nt
Organism: Monomorium pharaonis (pharaoh ant)
Lineage: Eukaryota; Metazoa; Arthropoda; Insecta; Hymenoptera; Formicidae
Product: protein THEM6
Exons: 3
Coding region: 463-1059 (198 amino acids)
Source: RefSeq, a predicted model, not a curated record